Trichosurus vulpecula (common brushtail) is the source of this 291-nucleotide messenger RNA. RefSeq names its product liver-expressed antimicrobial peptide 2-like. Gene Ontology annotation, biological process: antimicrobial humoral immune response mediated by antimicrobial peptide; defense response to bacterium. The record is from RefSeq and is a predicted model, not a curated record. Lineage: Eukaryota; Metazoa; Chordata; Mammalia; Diprotodontia; Phalangeridae. The transcript has 3 exons. Bases 1 to 291 code for a protein of 96 amino acids.
AUGAAGGGGCUGCUCUUCACAGUCUCGGUACUGUUCCUACUUCUGCCUUUUCAGCAGGUUGUGUCGAGCCCCGUGAAGGACAAAGAGGCCUCUGAACGUGAAGCUGAGAUGGAUACUUGGACUGGGGCUGGUUGUCUGGGGCAGCCCCUGCUUCGUCGGGUGGCUCAGAUGAGCCCAUUCUGGAGGUCACUGGGCUACAAACCUUCCCAGGCCCAUUGCUUGCAGGACCUGGAGUGCAUCAGCAAAUACUGCAGGAAUGGUUUCUGCUCAAAGCCUCAGUUGGAAUCCUGA